Messenger RNA from Ylistrum balloti, 2332 nucleotides. RefSeq names its product gamma-interferon-inducible lysosomal thiol reductase-like. Gene Ontology annotation, cellular component: lysosome. Bases 1 to 774 code for a protein of 257 amino acids. NCBI's taxonomy places the organism in Eukaryota, Metazoa, Mollusca, Bivalvia, Pectinida, Pectinidae. Gene Ontology annotation, molecular function: oxidoreductase activity, acting on a sulfur group of donors, disulfide as acceptor. The record is from RefSeq and is a predicted model, not a curated record. The transcript is spliced from 7 exons.
AUGGCUGGGCAUUAUGUGUUUCAUUUACUUUGGUUACUAAUAGUUGUUUGUUCAGCUGAAGGGAGGUGUAAUUUUCCGCCCAGUCUUUGGUGUUCAUCUGAGGAAAUAGCUGCUUCAUGUCAGGUCGUUCAACAGUGUAGGGCAUACAGGACAAGGAUAACAGACAGCACAGUGCCACCUGUGGAUUUUACACUUUACUAUGAAACUCUGUGUCCCGAUUGUCAGAACUUCUACCAGAAACAGCUCUACCCUACAUACAAAGCUGUUGGAGCCAUUAUGAAUAUAACAUUGGUACCAUUUGGCAAUGCUCACGAGAAAAAGUCGUCAGCUGGAAAGUGGCAGUUCCAAUGUCAGCAUGGAGAACAGGAAUGUAUAGGUAAUAUUAUAGAUGCGUGUACCAUCAAUAUCGUGAAAAACUUCACUGUAUAUUUUCCAUUCAUUUACUGUAUGGAGGAAAAGUUGUAUAAGGAAGAUAUCAAACCGCGACAAGCAGCUGAAAAGUGUGCAAAGCAGUUUCAACUGAAGGAAAUAGACAGUAUCUUGUCGUGUUCUGAGAGUGACACCGGAAUUGAGUAUGAACACCAGAUGGCAUUGAAAACUAAUGCUUUACAGCCACCGCACACGUUUGUUCCUUGGGUGGAGCUUAAUGGGGUCCAUACUGAUAAAAUACAGGCAGCUGCAGAAAAAGAUUUAACUGGCCUCAUUUGCGAAACAUAUAUGGGCACCAAGCCUGCAGCUUGUGAGAAAGUCCUCAGGUACAUACACAGAGUAUAGCUGGCUCAUACAGCGGCUGUGGUGACAGUGAUGCAUCUUAUGUGAAAAAGCCACCAGUUUUCUGAUUAAACAAUCAGGUGAAUUUCAUGUUCACUUUGGUGGCCAUUUCUGAUAUGGAUCAAGGAAUUAUACAAGAAAACUCAGAAUUCCCACAGAAAUCCCUGUCUUUGUACAGAAAUCCCUGUCUUAGAACAGAAACCCUUUAUUUAGUAUAGAAACCCUUGGUUUAGUACAAAAAAACUGAUUUAGUACAGAAACCUCUCUCUUGGUACUGACUACAGAAACCACUGGCCUAGUGCAGAAACCUGUGUUUUAGUAUAGAAACCCUUGAUUUAGUUCAGAAAUCUCAGAUCUAGCACAAAAAGUUUUAUUAUUGUAUAACACUAACGUAUAUAUCCAACAAUAACUCCAGGCUGCAAAAAUGUUACCUUUGACUCUAAGGGGUGGGCUUAUUACAGGAAAAUGAUAUAACAUUUGUUUGUAUUUUAAGAAAAUAGUAUAGAUGUUAUCAUUCAGCCAUGGGCUUAUUGAGGGAUAACUACAGUUACUUUAGUGAUUUUUUUUAUUAAAACACAUGUUGCACUUAUAUUACAACUUAGAUUUCUUGCACAGUAAAGAAAAUAUUUUCUGUAGCAUGUCCCAAUUAUCCAUAAGAUAUUCCAAAGGAGCUGGUUACCAAUGAUAUGAUUUUAUCCCCAAAGUGAACAUUGUGAUUUAAUUGUUCAUAUCAUGUAAUUAGACAAUUUGCCAUUAUAUGAUCAUGUCAAAAAUUUCCAGCUGUCUAUCAGUACAACUUCCAAACAUCCUUUUUUGGGGAUGUCAUGGUGGUGUAAUGGUUAGGCACAGGAUAGGAGUAAAAAAUUGUCUACAUUACAUUACACGUUUAUAUAUAUAGAAAUCUAUCAUUUAUUCUGUUGAUAAUCAACUCUGAACUUUGUGUAGAAUAUUAUUCAUUCAUUUAAUGAGACUAAUAUGUACAUUCUUUAAGAGUUUUUAAGAAUCAAUUAGAUGGAAUGCAGUUAAAUGUUGUAAUAUUCAAUUAUUUCAGACUUGGAACAAAAGUAUUUAACUCAUAUUUUAUCAUAAUGUGUAGUGUAAGGAUAUAAUUGAUUAAUUCAGUCUAAUUUCACUGUUCACACUCGUAGAAAGAAGAAAAUUCUCAUGAAUACAAAAUGCAUUAACAGAUAUCUAGAUUUUUGUAAUUCUUACUAAUUUAAUACCUAUUUGAAGUUUAAAAAAUAUCUGGAAUUCGUUAUUCUAUUUGUGAUGUACAAUUAAAGUUAUUUUCACACAUUGAAAUUUGAAUUCUUUUAAUAAAAUAAUCAAUACCUUUUUGUGGUAACAAAUGCUGAGUCUCGGAGUGAGGUUUUGUAAAAUGGACAUAACGUACCUGGUAUGAUUGUAUGUAUGGGAUUGGAGUUAAGGAUGGUUGUGUUCUUAAUUUUUACUUAAGAGAUGGAGAUGAUAUUUAUAGCAAGAGGCAUUUGAGUCGUUGCAUUUCUGUGUAAACUGACACAUGUAUCACAUAAUAUACAAAUUAAACUAUGUGAACUUUGAA